AUGCCGAAGCUAAGCGAACGCCAGCAGUUUCUGCGAGAGAUCACGGGGAUGCUUACUGUAUUUGCGCUAGAGGAAGAAGAUGGAGAUGAUGCUGCAGCUGUAACUACGUCAACGGGUUGUAGUGGCGACGGAGAUGACGAGAACCUUCUCUUCAGUGACGCCGAUGACAAAUUGUCAGGGACCUCCAUCCAAGUCACAAUGAUCCCGUAG
Messenger RNA from Phytophthora nicotianae INRA-310, 210 nucleotides. RefSeq lists its product as hypothetical. The coding region runs from base 1 to 210 and encodes 69 amino acids. The transcript has a single exon. NCBI's taxonomy places the organism in Eukaryota, Oomycota, Peronosporomycetes, Peronosporales, Peronosporaceae. The record is from RefSeq and is a predicted model, not a curated record.